Molecule: messenger RNA, 276 nt
Organism: Dibothriocephalus latus
Lineage: Eukaryota; Metazoa; Platyhelminthes; Cestoda; Diphyllobothriidea; Diphyllobothriidae
Source: the annotation of a GenBank genome assembly
AUGAUGGCACUGCGAAUUAUGCCCUCCGCUCUAGCAAGUAUAUGCGCUUUUGGCUGCGUAGGCUCUGAGAAACCUAGUCCCAACGGCUUCAUUGCCUGCACCUUCAUCGGGCGGCUGCAACGGCAGCCAAUCAGCGCUCUGCUGAGUCAUGCACUGGCACAAGAGCGAGAAGCCCUGCUUGUGCUAGUUCAGUGGCCGCGCCUAUCCGCCGCUGGACAGAUGUUGCUCCUCCUCCUCCUCCGCCUUCCCGUCGACCCUUGCCGCUUGACUCACACC